GAGUAGGCACUAAACAAACCAUCAAUCAAAGGACGCGUAAUAAAGUUCUGAAUUAUGAUGUUAUUGAUUGAAUUAAUUAUAAACUAUAUUCUAAUUGACAUUUCGUAAGUUGUAUAUCAAUGUUUUAACAAUAUUUCUUCAGACAAUGAGUACUAUUAGUUUUCGGCAUACUGUGAAUGACAGAGGCGCUGACAAUGGCACUAUUCUUUCUAAUGCGACGGAAAGUGAAUUAUUGGACAAAAUAAAUGACGAAAUAAGACGGGCUGUCACACCUGUGUCGGUUUUUGUUGGACUUGAAGUAUUUCUUGGAUUUUUUGGCAAUUUAUUUGUUCUGUACGUGUUUAAAAAGCGUUACCAUAACUGUAAUUUCCGCUACUUUGUGCUGUGCUUGGCUUUUUUAGACUUUAUCAGCACGCUCACCACGAUGCCUGGAGAGAUUCUCACGCAGCAAUACUGGUACAAGUACCCGUUCCCCAUCAUCUGUAAAGUCAAGUCCUUCUUUAAUAUGUUCACUGUAUCAGGGGAGGCGUUUUGUCUGUGCACAAUUGCCGUCGAUCGCUACCGGAAGGUGUGUGCUCCAUUUGGAUGGCAGAUCAGGCCUCGCCAGGCGCGUAUCUUGUGCGGAAUCAUCUACGUCGCGGCGUUUGCCAUUUCUCUCCCGGUCUCGUUCUUCUGGGGAAUCCACAAGGACGUUAGGAUAUACAGGAACAGAAAUGUCACUGUCACUAUCUGUGAAAAGGAUGCUCAUUAUGUAGACAGUAGACAGCCGUUUGUAUACGCUACAUCAGUGGAGGUCAUUAUUGGGAUAUGUUUGGUGGUCAUGCUCGUUCUUUAUAUACUGGUAGCAAAGAAACUCAUUAUAAGUCGUCCAUUGGCUAAAAGGCGCCAACAAUCAGGCGCCCAUAUGGUCAGCAAGUCACCAGCGUUACAGACAAAAUUCAAACACAAAACUGAGAUCAGCAGUGGAGGAGGUGUUUCCUUUUCUGACGUACUGAUCAGGAAUGGAAUAGCAACCAAAGAGUUGAGUACAACGGAAAUGAGGUCCAUCGAUGACGAAAGUGUCCCAGUUGACGUCAAUGAUGUUUAUAGCACGGACACCGAAACAACGCGUGAGGGUGGAACGUCUGAUGACCUUCACAGGCACCGGUCGCAGCGUCGACGUCGAGAAAUAGCUACCCGUGUUCGCCGGAAAACGUACAUCAUGUUUGUUCUGACAAUCUUAUUCAUUGUCACAACAAUUAUGUAUAUGACAUUAUUAGCGUUUAUAUCAGGAGGGAUCUUAAAGAGUUUAAAUGACUAUGAGAAGGCCGUAUAUUUCUUCUUCUUCAGACUUGUGUUCAUAAACCAUGUUAUCAACCCUUUCUUGUACGGCUGUCUUGAUCCUCAGUUUAAACAAAUAUUAGGAGAUAUGAAAACAUACGUACUUAAAACACUAAGGAACGGUUGAUUAAACUGUGUGCGUGUCAUUUUUUGCCAACGAUAGUCGCGUUCCUCAAAUUAUGUUCAACGGAACUCUAGAUACAAAUGAUUUGCAUGCUACGACCUCCGAUCUAGUGGCAUUUUUUUCGCCAUAUUCGUACUCAGCGCGACUGUAAAACAAGUAUGUUCCAAUAUUUCAAGAAAGUGUGCAAACAAGAAAAAAUGGUAGCCACCCGAAAUAAUGAAACGUCAACCGACAACGUCACAGAGGUAUAGCCCAAUGCAGUGUGUUUUUAUCAACAAAACGUAUGAUUAAGUGCUGAUUUUAAAUUGUUGCAUAUUAUGAUUACAUUUAAAAAAGAAAAACACGUCAUUCCAAAGACAAAGACUUUGUGUAAAUACAUGUCAAUUUAUAUAAGUUCACUUCCAGUAUUUUCUAAAUGCAUUCUUGUGUUUGUCAGAGUGCGAGUUAAUGCGUAAAUAUAUUGUUGUGUUUCCUCCGUAAAGGUAUUGUACCUUUUUAAAUCUGUUUGAAAGUUUGUGUCUGUUUUCUUUUUUUACGGUUUGGAUGAAAACAUAAUCCUUAAUUAUAAAAUCUAUAGAAAAACGAACCUUGUAUUGCGCUCGAUGUCUAUAGUGAUCAUGCCAUUUUGUAUAUGUUUCAUUGUUAAACGCGAGACUCUUUUGUUUUGGAACCAAUUACAAUGGCCUUUUUAAAAAUGAAAUUGUAUAAAUUGUACAACAAAAUUAUAAUUAUUCAAUUAUAUAAUAUAAAAGUAAAAAAUGAGUUUCAAAACCUCUUUUUUCAGUGUUUAUUUAGUACAUAUGGGUAUCUUUAAUAAUAUAAACAAUAAAAUAAUAAUAUAAUAAAAAAUAUUAAUAUCUGUAAUAAUGCUGUGGAUUAAUCUAUAACAAUUCAACUUAAUUGCUAAAAAAAAUUUUAAAGGUAUGAAAAUAAGAAAAUGUUUUUACAAGACCAAAAUUAUCAACACAGCUAAUAUUGCUAACUGUAAUAGGAAGUCCAUAAUGAGUCAGAUUUGUACUUAAAAAAUCAAAGUCAGCACUUUGUAUAAUAGUAGAGCAAUCGCAACUACAAGUUGUUGAAAACAGGCAAACAAGGAAAUUUAAAAAAAAAUCACACUAUUUUCAGCGUUUAAGUAUUGUAUAUAUAUAUAGCCCUAUUUUGAUCUUCCCUUAUUUGUUAAAAUACAGAGCUAGCCUCUCAUAACACGCUCUUAAGAAUUUCAAGUAUUCAACACAUGAGAUUUAGUUGGUUCAGUAAAGAGUGAUCGACCUCUAUGAAAAAUGUGAUCAGAUCUUAGCUGGUUCAGCUAGGAGUGGUUAAAGUCUAUGAGUAUAGUGUUGUUGUUAAAACUAAAAACAUAACAUUUCUAGUUGUUGUUUUUUUUUAAUUUCAUAGAUAUGAGUAGCGAUUGACAUUGGUAAGGAUUUCCUGCGAAUAAUCACUUCUGAGUUACAGCACUAAUACUUUUUUGCAAUUGUAUUCUUGUUAUAAAUAGACAUGCGCUUUAUUUCAAGUUAAAUUAUGUUCUUGUAUUAUUCUUUCAGCUUGAAGGAAAAAGGGGGUAAUACUUGUCUGAAAUAAACAGUUCACUAUAUGUGUGUCUACAUCUGUACAAUAGGCAAACGGUGCACAUGUAAACGAUAAAAGUAAAUAAACUAUUGCACUAUG
Messenger RNA from Mya arenaria, 3112 nucleotides. RefSeq names its product 5-hydroxytryptamine receptor 1-like. The transcript has a single exon. NCBI's taxonomy places the organism in Eukaryota, Metazoa, Mollusca, Bivalvia, Myida, Myidae. Gene Ontology annotation, molecular function: G protein-coupled peptide receptor activity. The coding region runs from base 146 to 1447 and encodes 433 amino acids. Gene Ontology annotation, biological process: neuropeptide signaling pathway. Gene Ontology annotation, cellular component: membrane. The record is from RefSeq and is a predicted model, not a curated record.